UUUUUUAAAAAUCUAUACAAAUGACUAUUUUUAUAAAAAGCAGUGAUUAAAAACAAAAAAAAAACUGUAACACAGCCAGUGAACACUCAAGUUAACUUGUCGUCCUCCCUUCUCCGUCUCAUCCAUCCUUCGCCGUCUCAAUAUCUGUUGUGUUGUGUACAUUGCUAGAAGCUGUUGCAACUUUAAGAGGUCGCUCACGCCCUCAUUGAUGUCAUCAAAAUUUUGCCUUAAGGUUGAUGAAAGACAAAUCCACAAGAACCUUACUGGACAUAGCAUCAGAAGCAUCUUGAAGAAAGUUCAGUCGCCAUUGCUCUUUCGUUCAGUAUUUUCUACCUUCAAAGCUGAGAUCAUAAGGAUGGUUGAAUUCUCAAUAAGUAAUGCUAGAUAUACUUACGUGCAUGAUCAGAAAUACCCCUCUGAAAAUGCUGACAUGCACCAUAUAGUUCUGAGGAGGAGUGGCUCAAAAUAUGUUUUUGUGUAUGCCUCGGCACUUUUUGUAUUAGCAUGUGCCAUCUAUCUGUAUUUUCUUGAGGAAAAAUCUAUCAGUCUUGUAUACUACAGCUUGCUUUUUGACAUAAUUCUUGUCAAGUUGUUACUUCGGAAGCCUGUUAAUAAAGAGUCUGUUGUGAUUAUGCCAGCUUUUGGAGUACAGCUUGAGACUCACUAUAUGAGUGGAAAAGUCAUCCGAUGCUUUGUUCCCAUUGACAAGAUUCUAAAACCUGUUUUACUAGAAUGCGUGACUCCAGUGACUUGCUACUGGACUCUAUCCUUGAUUGUUCGCGACGAAUCGGAAAUGGUGUUAGUUUUCAAGAACUUGCGACCACCAAUUAAAAUGCUGGUUCAUGUUUGGAAGGCCUUGUGUGCUGCAACAGAUAAUAAAGAAGAGACUUCUACACAUACAAAGUAGGUAGUAGAUAGCUAUGAGUUCCUUCUUAAUGCGGUGUUUGUUUGAUUUCCUGCCUUGGAGCGGUGUUCGUUUGAUUUCCCAUCUUGAAGCGGUGUUUGUUUGAUUUCUUGACUUGUUAUAAUGUUCGUCUGGUUCAGAUUGACCGAUCAACUUCCACCAACUACCGAUUCAACCAUUGAUUAAAUUCAUAAACGAUGCAUAUCCAAAGACAUAAGCAUUCUAGUGAUUUUAUUUUAUCACAUUAUUUGUAGGUCUAGUUUAAUAUUAACUUGAUUGUUUUGAGUUUGUUCGUCAAUUCAUCCUUUUUGGUUUUUAGAGGUGUUGAAUGAAUUAGUGCUUGUAUUUAAUUGACUCUGCCAAUUUUUUUUUGGUUGA
Messenger RNA from Trifolium pratense (red clover), 1282 nucleotides. RefSeq lists its product as uncharacterized. NCBI's taxonomy places the organism in Eukaryota, Viridiplantae, Streptophyta, Magnoliopsida, Fabales, Fabaceae. Gene Ontology annotation, biological process: GPI anchor biosynthetic process. The coding region runs from base 209 to 907 and encodes 232 amino acids. The transcript has 9 exons. Gene Ontology annotation, cellular component: glycosylphosphatidylinositol-N-acetylglucosaminyltransferase (GPI-GnT) complex. The record is from RefSeq and is a predicted model, not a curated record.